CGAUUUUAUGGAUGGUCACCUGACGUUCGAGUGCACGGCUCCAACAAGUCUUUCUUACUCAAGACGCCAUCGUAGAGGUCGGCCUGUAAUACCGCAACACAAUGGCACCAAUUAAAAAAUCGAAAAAGGCAAUGGAGAGCAUCAACUCACGCCUGGCUUUGGUGAUGAAGUCUGGCAAAUAUGUUCUUGGAUUCAAACAGUCUCUUCACGCCCUACGUCUAGGAAAAGCAAAGCUGAUUAUAAUUGCUAACAACACACCAGCUCUCAGGAAGUCAGAGGUAGAGUAUUAUGCCAUGUUGGCAAAGACAGGGGUCCACCACUAUGCUGGCAACAACAUUGAACUUGGAACAGCCUGUGGAAAGUACUUCCGUGUUGGUACCCUUGCCAUCCUUGAUCCAGGGGAUUCAGACAUCAUCCGUACUAUGCCAACUGAGUAGAAUCUUGACGUCUGCCACAAGUUGCCUACAGGUAGAAGGUCUUGGUCUUAAAUAAAAAAAUAAUUAUA
Penaeus chinensis is the source of this 505-nucleotide messenger RNA. RefSeq names its product 60S ribosomal protein L30-like (gene RpL30). The coding region runs from base 102 to 437 and encodes 111 amino acids. The transcript is spliced from 5 exons. Gene Ontology annotation, cellular component: cytosolic large ribosomal subunit. NCBI's taxonomy places the organism in Eukaryota, Metazoa, Arthropoda, Malacostraca, Decapoda, Penaeidae. Gene Ontology annotation, molecular function: structural constituent of ribosome; RNA binding. The record is from RefSeq and is a predicted model, not a curated record.